UUACCACGAACUCCUACCACGCCUGAUAUCGGCGAUCCCCUGCCUGGACAAACAGCUGACGCCAGCCAAUUACCGCGAGCGCUGGCACGCGCUGCUCUACGUCGAGGAGGUCAACUCUGUUCUGCAGUUGCGCUCCUACGACAUGCGCCGCGUGCAGUUUCGCCCGAGCGGCGAACAUCUUGUGCUCGAAGUGCCUGGCGUGCAGGAGAAGCGACCGUCGCUGAUUGUCGGUGACGCCGUGUAUGCUACGCCGCCGCUACGGGCGCCUGCUCCAGAAAUUGGUAUCAAAUACGAAGGAUUCAUUCAUAAAAUCGUGCGCAACGAUCUGUACAUAAAGUUCAACCCUAACUUCCACCAGUGUUUCGACGAGAAGGAUUAUGACGUCAGCUUCGUGUCGAACCGUGCUGCCUUUCGAAAGUGUCACCAGGCGGUCAAUGUCGCCUACAAGAACCUCACCACCAGUUGGCUCUUCCCGUCCAGUCUGAAGCCGUCUCCGCCUCUAUCGUUCCUGAGGAUGACGCUGACUGUAGACGAUCAAGAGCAAGAGAGUGUGGAUGAUGUCGAACAGUCACAGUCUACUGUUAGUGAAAAUGAAACAAAAAAUAUUGAGGUCAAUGGGAAUUGUGAGGAAACUGUUCCGAAGUUGUCGAACGGCGUUGAAGAAUUGUUUAAGAAAGUGUCUCAAGAAAAGGAUGGUCAGUUGUUAGCUAGUUCUACUACCCAGCAGGUUGACACUUCCACAAAGUUGUCGAAUGGUGUUGAAGAGUUGUUCAAAAAAGUGUCCCAAGAUCAGUUGUCAACCAGUUCUCCGCAGACUGAAACCUCCCCAAAUUUGAAAGACUUGAUAUUCAAAAUGCCGCUGAAAAAUGCUGCAGCUAAUAAUGGUAACGUUGUGGCUAGUAAUAUGAAUGAGACUGAUAACGUGAAUAAGUGUAAUAGACUUCCAGUAGCUGAUUGGUUGUCGAAAACGUCGAAAAAACGUCGCAACCUGAUGGACUUUUUGAAUAUGGACGAGGAAAAACAUACGGAAAUGACUGCGUGCCAAAACGGCAACCAGGCUCCGCCUUUUCCCGGCCAAAUCCAGACUCUCGAGGAGGUCGAGAAGCAAAUGAUGAUGAAAUCCCCGCCGAAGAAUAUGGUCACUUUGUCCGAAAUCGAGAAACCUCUGCUGGACAAAUCUCGAAACUUCACUGUUGAGGAGAACAGUAAGAAAGUGGCUUGGAAUGACGAUAGCAGCAUCGCGAAGAAGGCGGUUGUCAAAGAUGUCAAAGUGGAAGAGUGUCAAGUGAAGGUGAAACUGGUUUGGUUCAACACGCGGUUGAAUUACUAUCAGAAGGAGGCCGUACGACGUAUUCUACGCAAUGAGGCGAGGCCUUUGCCGUACAUUAUUUUUGGACCACCUGGCACGGGCAAAACAGUCACUCUGGUCGAAACGGCUCUGCAAAUUCUCUCUCUAAGUACCGAGAGCAGAUUACUGAUAGCGUCGCCUUCGAACAGUGCAGCCGAUUGCAUCAGUGAGAAGCUGAUCGACACGGGCUUUUUCCCGGUCGGCACUCUGGCCCGACUGUGCUCGCUCACCUACAUGUCGAACGAGAGGUGCUCGGAGAAGCUGGCACCCUACUGCACAUCUGCCGAGUUCCGGGUUAGGUCAGGAGAACAAACCUUCAUCAAUGAAGAUGGAUUGAGGAGUUCAACACGACAGGCGCUGGGCAGACACCGUGUGACGGUGGGAACAUGCGUCACGUUGCUAGACAACAAGACAGCCAGUCUGCGGUUUGGGGAUCCACAACAGCUGGGUCCGGUGAUAUUCAGCCGGCACGCGAAACAGCUGGGUCUGGGCACGUCGCUGAUUGGCCGCCUCCUCGACUCGUUCCCCUACUGCCGCGAUGCGCGCUCCUUCCCCACCACACACGGCUUUGACCCGCGCCUCGUCACGCAGCUCGUCGACAACUAUCGCAGUCUGCCCGAGAUACUCAAACUGCCCAGUCAGAUGUUCUACGAGGAUCGGCUGGUGCCGCAU
Nilaparvata lugens (brown planthopper) is the source of this 2020-nucleotide messenger RNA. Its product is annotated as RNA helicase Mov10l1-like. Gene Ontology annotation, molecular function: helicase activity. NCBI's taxonomy places the organism in Eukaryota, Metazoa, Arthropoda, Insecta, Hemiptera, Delphacidae. The record is from RefSeq and is a predicted model, not a curated record.